AUGGCGACAGCUUCACCCACUUCGCUACUCGCCGCUCUCAACUGCAGAGACAACAUCCACCUCGUGAUCGGAACAAACCCUCUCGCAGCUACUCGAUGUGGCCAGUCACUCAAUGCUGGAGCGCGACCUAUCUUGAUUGCCCCUGAGGGUGCAGAGCUUCACUAUGCUCUGCAAAAGAGGAUAGAUGAGGGUCUUGUUCAGUGGCACAAGAAGACCUUUGAGGAUGCCGAUUUGCUGCGACUUGGUCGCGAGGAGGUUGACGGUGUUGUCGAUGCCGUCUUUGUUACUUCGGGGCCUCGAGAUCCCUCCAGUCUUCACAUCGCCGCCCUUUGCAAGCGAAACCGCAUCCCCGUAAACGUCGUCGACGCUCCCCAGCUCUGCACAUUCUCCCUCCUCUCAACACACUCGGACGGUCCCCUCCAGAUCGGCGUCACAACAAAUGGUCGCGGCUGUAAGCUAGCCUCGCGCAUCCGUCGUGACAUUGCUGCUUCUCUUCCCGCCGACCUCGGCGCAGCCUGCUCACGUCUAGGUGAUGUGCGCCGGCGCAUCCACCAGGAGGACGCACUCGGUGCUCAAGACGAUCCUGCCUCCCUCGAUGACUCUUUCGAUCAGACAGCUCAGUUUAACAAGCUCGUCACAGAUGAAGAUGCCAAGAAUAGAAGAGUGCGCUGGUUGAGCCAAGUUUGUGAAUAUUGGCCUCUUAAGCGACUGGCCGCCAUCACAGACGACGAUGUUGAGGUCAUCCUCAAGUCAUACCCCGGAAACGGCCUCGAUAUCAAGCGGGACCCCGGUACUCCGGAGAAGCGCAUCGGUACCAUCAUCCUGGCCGGCAGCGGACCCGGUCACCCAGACCUCCUCACCCAGGCCACUCACAAGGCCAUCAAGUCUGCCGACCUCAUCCUCGCCGACAAGCUCGUGCCUUCUGGUGUCCUCGAUCUUAUCCCUCGCCGUACUCCCGUUCAGAUUGCCCGCAAGUUCCCCGGCAACGCCGACCGUGCCCAAGAGGAGCUGCUCGAGAUGGCCCUUGCCGGCGUGCGCGAGGGCAAGACUGUCCUCCGCCUCAAGCAGGGCGAUCCUUACGUCUACGGCCGCGGUGGUGAGGAAGUGGCAUACUUCCGCCAGCAUGGUCUUGGUGAUCGCGUCUCUGUUCUCCCUGGUGUCACCAGUGCCCUGAGCGCACCCCUCUUUGCUGCUAUCCCUCCUACACAGCGCGAUGUCGCUGACCAAGUCCUCAUUUGCACUGGUACCGGAAAGAAGGGCAAGCCCCCUGCGCCACCAGAGUAUGUGGCUAGCCGUACCGUAGUCUUCCUGAUGGCUCUCCACCGCAUCAACGGUCUUAUCCGUGAACUCACCACUCACAUCGAGCUUGAGCCUCUUGCACCCGCCAAUGAAGAAGCCAGCAAGCGUACUCUCUGGCCGCGCAACACACCCUGUGCUGUCAUUGAGCGAGCCAGCUGUCCAGACCAGCGAGUCAUCCGAACAACACUCCAGCACGUCGCUGAAGCUAUUGAGACUGAGGGCAGUCGACCACCUGGUUUGUUGGUAGUCGGAAGAGCCUGCGAGGCCCUGUUCACGCCGGAAAAGGGCCGCGCCUGGGUUGUCGAGGAGGGAUUCAGGGGUAUGGAGCUGGAGGAUUUCACUGUUGGUCUUGAGGCAUUGCAAGCAUGA
Molecule: messenger RNA, 1668 nt
Organism: Fusarium vanettenii 77-13-4
Lineage: Eukaryota; Fungi; Ascomycota; Sordariomycetes; Hypocreales; Nectriaceae
Exons: 3
Coding region: 1-1668 (555 amino acids)
Biological process (GO): sulfate assimilation; siroheme biosynthetic process
Molecular function (GO): uroporphyrin-III C-methyltransferase activity
Source: RefSeq, a predicted model, not a curated record